This is a messenger RNA of Phalacrocorax carbo (great cormorant), 4092 nucleotides long. The record is from RefSeq and is a predicted model, not a curated record. Lineage: Eukaryota; Metazoa; Chordata; Aves; Suliformes; Phalacrocoracidae.
CGCCCCACCUCCCCGGAAGUGAGUGAGGAGGGAGGGGCGGGUGUGUGCGGGCCGGGCGCGGCUUGUUGGCGGCGGGUUGUCGGCCGCGGCCGUUGGGGAGAUGUCGGCCACGUGCGCCGUGUCCCGUAAGGCGCAACCGCCGACGCUGCCGCCGCCACCUCCACCUCCCCCGGGCGAGCGGGACCCGCCGGCCAAGGCGAUGCGUAGGGGGCUGCGGCGGGGCCACGAGGAGGAGCGGGAGCAGCUGCCGUGGCCGGGAGAGAGCGCGGGUGGCGAGAUCGAGGCGGCGGCGGCCUCGCUGAGCCAGGAGCGGCGGAGGCGGCAGCCGCAGGAGCCCAGGGCGCUGGCGCCGGCGGCGGGCAGGGCAGCCAGGGUGGAGGAGGAGGCGGAGGAGGAGCGGAUGGAACGGGAGCAUUUCCGGAGGAUCAUCAACGCCUUCCGAUACUACGGAACGAAUAUGCACGAACGAGUGAACAGAACAGAGAGGCAGUUUAAGUCUCUGCCAGCUAACCAACAGAGUCUUCUUCCUCAAUUCCUUCCUCACCUUGACAAGAUUCGGAAGUGCAUUGAUCAUAAUCAAGAGAUACUACAGACCAUUGUGAAUGACUGCGUUCAUAUGUUUGAAAACAAAGAAUAUGGAGAAGACGGAAGAGGGAAGAUUACACCAGCUUCAACAUUUGACAUGGAUAAAUUAAAAUCCACUUUGAAACAAUUUGUGAGAGACUGGAGUGAAGAGGGAAAGCCUGAGAGAGAUUCCUGCUACCAGCCAAUCAUUAGUGAAAUUGUAAAGAACUUCCCAAAAGAAAGAUGGGAUUUCUCCAAAGUUAAUAUCCUGGUACCUGGUGCUGGGCUAGGUAGAUUGGCGUGGGAAAUAGCUAUGCUCGGUUAUGCUUGCCAAGGAAAUGAAUGGAGCCUCUUUAUGCUCUUUUCUUCUAACUUUGUACUCAACAGAUGCUCUGAAAUUAACUCAUGUAAGCUUUAUCCCUGGAUUCAUCAGUUCAGCAAUAACAGAAGAUCUGCUGAUCAGAUACGUCCAAUUUAUUUCCCUGAUGUUGAUCCUCACAGUCUUCCUUCUGGUUCAAACUUCUCUAUGACAGCAGGGGAUUUUCAAGAAAUUUAUUCCGAGUGCAAACUUAAAAACUUUUGCAAUUUCAUGGAUACAUGUUUAGAGAAAAACAGGAAGAGUCAUGCUUUAAAAGAUACAUGGGACUGCAUAGCAACUUGCUUUUUCAUAGAUACAGCACAUAACGUUAUUGAUUACAUUGAUACUAUAUGGAAAAUACUAAAGCCUGGAGGAAUAUGGAUAAAUGUAGGUCCUCUUCUCUACCACUUUGAAAAUUUGGGAAAUGAACUUUCUAUAGAAUUAAGCUAUGAGGAUAUAAAAAAUGUUAUACUGCAAUAUGGAUUCCAUAUAGAGGUGGAGAAAGAAUCUGUACUGUCAACUUACACUGUGAAUGAACUCUCCAUGAUGAAAUACUACUAUGAAUGUGUGUUAUUUGUGGUGAGAAAACCAGAAGUUGCCUGAAUAGGUUAAUCAGAAAAAAAGGUUGGCUCAAAAGCUAGAAAUAAGAAUGAAAUGGACUGGGUGAUGUCUGGACACAACCUCAAAUCAGUGGUGCCUUCUUAUUCGUAAUAGGAUUUAGAUAGUGUCUAUUUUCUUAAUAUCUCUAUUGCUAUCCAGACAUGUACUAUGCCAUGUGUAUUUGUAAUAUAUUAAAAUGGAGGAGGAAAUGUUCACAUACACUGUCUUUGGGCUUUGGAAUGCAUUAAAAAUACAAGCAAAAAUGUUUUCUUGAAACAAAAAAAUGUUUGCCAUAACCAGGCUAAUUCUCCGCAUAUACUGUUCAUCUUUCAUAGAUUUAUAAUUUUCUUUUUUCUACUUCCUGACGUUAGGAAUGCAUAGCUGCUUAGUGUACUAGUUGUGACACAUCUAGAGAAGUAUUUCCAAACAAAUUAUGACAUCUGAAAUAGCUGGAAAGUGAUAAAAUUAUUAUUGGUAGAUAAAAUAGCCAUCAGCACUGUUACAGCGUUUUCUGUGGAACUGAAACAAAGUAAAUUAUUAUACAAAUUCUAAUCUUUGUACUGCUGUUAGCAAUUUAAUCAAAACACAGAACCUAUAGGCUAUUUGAAAUACUAUGUGAAAGCUGAGGGAAGAAGAAUCAGCAUGUCACAGAGAAGCAGUAUGUUAACCUCAGUUCAGGAGUAACACCAAUUAUGUUUAUGAAACAAAUAUUAGAUGCUUUGAUGUCUUAAAAUAUAUUUAUUUUGAGUGUCCUACUUACUGCUUAAGCUAAAAGAGUGAGGCAGUGGGUUGUUUUUGGUUCAACAUAAUUAACAGACAGUCAUGUUAUACCUUGAGCUCUUUCUUUUUUUAAAGUUGAUAACGUAGCUGAUUUAUCAAUGAACCAGAAAAACCUGUUUCUCAAAGGGGAAAAGUUACGUGGAAAUAAUAUGCACUCUAACCUCAUUAUCUUUACCUGAGUCAGCAUAUGCAGGCCAAUUUUUAGAUGAUUUGCUUCCAUCUUCAGGCACUUUACCCUUGUGACAGUGACUUCUUGGUUCCUUAUCCUAAUGUUUUUGUGUUUUUUUUCCUGGCAGGUGUGGCUUAUGUGAAUAUUUAAUCUAUAAUCUGUGGUACUAUACAAGAGGCUGAGUCUUCUGUCACUUAGAAAUGAUGUCCAUGAGAAAACAAUAAUUAAUAAUUGCUGUACUGAGAGGAGGUGUCAUGUUAGCCUUUUCGUUUUCUUAAUAUAUUGGUUACCUUAAGUACCAUUUUCAUGCAUUUUCAGAAAUGUCUUUAAAAUAUAAAAACAUGAUAAGGAAUCAAGGGUUGGUUUUCAUAUUUCUUCAUAAUGGCACUGGACAAUAGCUUGUUGUUUCCCAUUAUUUCUAGUCCCUUUUCUCAUGGUGAUGUCCUAAUAAUAUCAUUUUAAUAGAUCUGUUACUGGCUUUUGGAUUUUUCCCAUUAAGGCUGGAAAUUUGUGCCUUUGUUUCUAAAUUGAAAGUCUGCAAAGAGGGAAACAACAAUUUUUUUUUAAUAGUUUCAGCACUGCAUAGGAGAGCACAUACCUGGGUAUGUUCAGUACUGUGCCCCUUCGUCUCAGAAUCCUUAUUGAGAAUAAAGGCUGCAGAAGUCUGCAGAAGUUUCAGUUAGAGCUUUGCUUAAACUAGUCUUAUUUGAACUCUCUUCUUCCUCAAAGUGCAUCAGCAAUAUUUAACUCCACAAAUGAAUUGUCAAAGUUCUACCCUGCUCCAAGAAAAGUGUGUUUAAAGUUGAAACACUGCCAUUGCAACAAGUAGAUGAAACAUAAAACCCCUUGCACUCCUAAAAGUAAUAAAUUUGUUUUAAUUUCCUUAUUGUACUAUUCACAUUUUUUUGAGGGACUUCGUGAUUCUUUGCUGUCAUUCUGCUUUUUUUUCCUUAGGUAGAAUAUGAUUAGUGUUUUACUUGAUUUUCCAGCUCCUUGAAAUAAGAUGAGGUUAGGUGACUGUUGAUUAUGCCAUUGCUGAGUAGUAUGUAUAUCUGUAAUACUGCCUAAUUUCUGCUUCCUACCGAGUCUGUAGUUACACUUGAAAUGUGAUCUUGUUUUUCACAAAUAGGAAAUCGGGUGCUUGCAUUCUGGUUGAAUGUCAGUAUCAUUUGUUCUGGUGGUUUUGUUGUUUGUCACCCAGUGUUGUUGUAAGUGCCCUUUUCGUGUGUUUUUGGAAAAUUUUGUUUUUAUUUACUUACAACAAGUAUAUAGUGAUGUGCUUCUGUUUCUAAUCUGGAAAAUGCCAGUUUUCCCCAAUGUUUUCCUUCAAGUUAUAACAGUUGCAUUAAGAGCUGGAAGCAGAAUGAUCUUGUGAACCGGUUAUAUGAGUUAGUUACACCUGCAGUCCUAUUGGAUUCCUUAAAAUUAAUCACUUCUAUUUUUAUGCACAGGGAUAAUUGUAUUACUGAAUGUGAUCCCAUUGUUUUUAGUUGUAUACGGGGAUGGGGGUAGAAUGCUUAAACUGUUUAUAAACUGAAGCCAAGGCCAUUUAAUUCAGGUUGCUGUUAAACUGUAGGUGGUAUUGGAUAUAAAAUAAAAUGCUGUGUAAUCUUUGGUGUAA